Messenger RNA from Truncatella angustata, 521 nucleotides. RefSeq lists its product as uncharacterized. Bases 37 to 456 code for a protein of 139 amino acids. The transcript is spliced from 5 exons. NCBI's taxonomy places the organism in Eukaryota, Fungi, Ascomycota, Sordariomycetes, Amphisphaeriales, Sporocadaceae. The record is from RefSeq and is a predicted model, not a curated record.
AUUGUCCUAUUAUUCCUUAUUUUGAUAUUAUAAAACAUGUCUAAAAACCUAGUCCCACUUACCAUUAUCAAGGGUGCAGGGCACGAGUUCAUUCCUCUCCCCGAGGGCGAGAAUGCAACAGUCGCCGAUUUUCACUCAAUUCGAACUAAGACCGCCGACUCUCCUGCUCACUUCACCUCCGGAUUUUACAAGAUCCUCACUGGACCUGCUCGGCCUGCACACUAUAAUUUCGAAGAGAGUAAAUUCGUUCUCAAGGGCCAGAUCGAUAUCCUAGAUGAAGCUACCGGCAUUACCCACCACUUGAUCCCUGGAGACUUUGCUUUCUUCCACGUGGGCUCCAAGGUCCAGUUCUCCACCAAAUCUGAAGGUCUUGCCUUCUAUGCCGUCACACGGCCGGUCAGGACUCCGCACCCUAAUUUGCAGGGUCGAGAGGAGGAUGUGAAGGCAAGACUGUAGAAACGUUUACAGAUAUACAAUGCUUCACUUUCAACACAGAGAAGUAGAAUAUAAUUAAAACCAAC